AUGACGGCUGUCUUUGGGUACUUGUUCCGUCCGAGUACCGUGCACCUAACAUGCAUUACUUCACUUAAUCCCCACAACACCAUACGAGAUAGGAACUGCUAUCAUUCCCACUUAACAGAUAAGGACCCAGACUUAGAGCUCCAGGGACAUGUCCAAGACUGCGCAGCCACCACAAAUCAGAGAAGUUACCCCAACUCAGAAGUGUUUACCUUUGGAACAUCUGCCCCUAACCGCCGUACUUACUGUUGCAGUCAUCUGAAAGUGAUCGCUUGCUUUGCUUUGGUCCGGAGUCAAGCAAGGGUUAACGAUGAGAUUUCGGGCUUCCAGUCAGAUGGGCCUGUGGGCCAUCUGCAGACAUCCACGCUCCUGCCUUCUGUGGUUUCCAUGCCCUCGUUUCUCUACUGUUGUUCCAAACGUGUGCCCUCAGACAUUUUCAGUCUUGGCUUUGAGCUGUUCUGUGUGUCUUCUUCCACCACUUACUUCUUCGCUCAACGGUAUGUGGGGUGCAGCCUCGCUCCUGUGCGGAGUGUGCUCACCGUCACUCUGGUCUGUGUCCCGCUGUGUGUGCGUCCACACUUCCUCCUGUUUGGGGACGUUUGGCACUCCUGGUGCUUGCUGCUGCAAACACUUUCCUGCGAGUAUUCCCUGCUCAUCUCCUGGAACACAGGUGCCCUGGGGGAGGAGGAGAGGAGGAGGAGAGGAGGUGUGGACGGUACUUCCUGCCGGCAGCCCAGGGAGGCAAAGCAGGGACAGCCUAGCAGGGCGGUGCCCUGGCACCUGCUCUCCGGGGACCUGGAGACCGGGGCCUCAGGCUGCAGCGUGGCAACAUCACAGAAUCCACUGCGUGGUCACUGCUGGGCUGCUCCCAUCUGGCCAUCCACCUGCUGGCGUCUCUGCCCCUCUUGCAGGCCCAUCGUGCAGCCCCUGUGGAGGGUCGCGCCGCCCCUGCAGCCCUUUAGGACCCCCAGGGGCCUGUGCCGCUGCUCCCGCGGCCGUUCUGCCUCCCCCCUUCCCGGGCCUGGGCGGCUGCUCCGUCCUGGGCCUGCAGAUGCGGGGCCUCUGUGCUCACGGCCUAGCUGUGGGGCCUGUGGCUGCUCCUGCUGCUCCUCACAGCGGACCCUCCGCCACAGCUGUGCACUUGGUGACUGCGGAAGGGGUGGUCGCGCUGGGCGUCCCAUGAGCAGAGUCUGUGUGGGGACACGUGGAUUCCCUCCCUUCUCCCAACUGUCCCCUUCCAACCUAGCCAGAAGAGGUGGCCUCGGACAGCUCAGGGAGCAUGUGGAAUUCAACUUUACCUCUGUCUCCUCUCCAUGGAGCCCUCGGCUUAUCCUGAGAGGAGGAGAAAGAGAUGAGGUCGAGAAGACAAUGAGGCCAGAGCAUCUCAGAUGGAGAGCAUAUAAGGGAAGACCCUUCGAGGCUGGCCUGUUAGAGUUAACUCAUUUUCCUCUGGGACCUCAAUCCACUGACUGGCUGUGCUCAUCUGCCACUGCCCUCUGUGACCUGCCCACCACACAGCCUUUCUCCUCGACCCCUGGCAACAACCUCUUCAGAGCAGGGCCAUCACCUGCAAGGUGGUGGGGUGGCAGGCCUCGCCCCUCGGGGGAUGCAUGCAGGAAUGGGGUGAGGAAACUGAGGUUGCCUCACAUAUUAGUCUCUCCUAAUGCCGACACACAGACUUCAACGACAGAAAUUUAUGUUUGCACAGUUCCGGAGGCCAGGGAGUCCAAGAUCAAGGUUUGGCUAUGCGGUUCCUGAUGGGAACCCUCUUCCUGGCUUGUUGACAGGCGCCUUCUCACUGUGGCCUCACAAGUCAGAGGGAGUGAACUCUGGUGUCUCUUCCUACAAGUGUACGAAUCCUAUCAGAUCAGGGCCCCACUCUUAUGACCUCAUUGAACCGUAAUUACCUCCUCACAGGCCCUAACUCCACAUGUAGUCACAUUGAGGGUCAGGGCAUCAACAUUUAGAUUUUGGAAGACAUUAUUCAGUCCCUAGCAUCCAGCUGGUAUGGAACAGGACCAGGCCUACAAUCCAAGUUUCCUAACUUGAAGUCUCACUCUCUUCUGAAUACUCAUAAAUACUACUUCUCUUGAUCACACUAUCGAAAUGGCACUCUUAUAGAUUUGGGGGAGUUAGUAUAGGCUUCUUUAAUCAUCCAUACUGAAUCUACUUUGUUGCAAAGCAGGGGUUGGCAAGCCACUCCCCACAGUCCAAAUCCAACUAGACACCUGCUGUUUGUGAGCUAAUAAUGGUUUUUACAUUUUUAAAUGGUUGGGGAAAAAGUCAAAAGAAAAAUAAUAUUUCAUGACAUGAAAAUCCUAUAAAAUUCAAAUUUCAGUGUCCAUAAUGACUAUUUCUUGGAACACCAUUGUACCUAACUGUUUAUAUAUUGUCUAUGGCCAUAUGGGAGCUGUAAAAGCAGAGAUGAGUACUUGCAACCAAGAUAGUGUGCCCUCCAAAGCCUAAAAUACUUAUCAUCUGCCCCUUUUUGGAGAAGGUUUGCCCACCUCUGAUCAAAAAGGUUGGGUUUUGUUUCUAAAAGAAUGACUAAUUGUGUGUGUGUUUGUGUGUGUGUGUGUGUGUGUGUUUUAAAAUAAGUAACAGCGUCUUCCAGCUUUUAUUCUGACAAUUUUCUGGGUGUCCUUUCUGGAUGUCCAUGUAGCAUAUCCCUAUAACCCCAACGCUUUUGUGGGCCUAACCUCGUAGAUGUUACAUUGAGCCCCGUGCUCAGGAAGACAAUCUGUGCUUGGGGUUCAAUGCUCUGCCAUUGUCGUUCUGAAAUUCUUAAUAGCUUUUAUCAUUGAAUUUGUGUCUUGUUAGAGUAGUCCUAUGGGGCACUGGGGCUUAGAGCCCUGGUUCACUCUCACCUCCCACCUCACUGAGACAGCCCCUCAUUCCCAAUCCUGGCCCCAUGAGAGCUUGGGCACCUUCACCCCAGUGUUCCUAUGGGAGUCAACAGUUGACCAGUGACCAUCCUCAUGACUGAAAACAAAUAAAACCCAUUAUGACGGGUCAAGAAAGAGAUCAUGAAAGACAGGAAAAAUCUUUUUGGUUUGCCUGCUUUUUGCACAAGGGCUCUGCAUUUUUAUUUUUCCCAUGGCCCUGAAAAUUAUGUAGCUGCUCUGUUCUUAUGACUCAUAGCCUAGUGGUUUUAUUGAAUAUAAAGAGCUAUUUGUCCAAAUUAGAGAAUGUUAUAGCACAUAAAAAGGGAGAUAAAUUACA
Herpailurus yagouaroundi (jaguarundi) is the source of this 3219-nucleotide messenger RNA. RefSeq lists its product as uncharacterized. The record is from RefSeq and is a predicted model, not a curated record. NCBI's taxonomy places the organism in Eukaryota, Metazoa, Chordata, Mammalia, Carnivora, Felidae. Bases 1 to 1755 code for a protein of 584 amino acids. The transcript is spliced from 7 exons.